Labrus bergylta (ballan wrasse) is the source of this 2622-nucleotide messenger RNA. It is a transcript of the gene sdha, whose product is annotated as succinate dehydrogenase complex, subunit A, flavoprotein (Fp). Gene Ontology annotation, molecular function: flavin adenine dinucleotide binding; succinate dehydrogenase (quinone) activity; electron transfer activity. The record is from RefSeq and is a predicted model, not a curated record. NCBI's taxonomy places the organism in Eukaryota, Metazoa, Chordata, Actinopteri, Labriformes, Labridae. Gene Ontology annotation, biological process: tricarboxylic acid cycle; mitochondrial electron transport, succinate to ubiquinone.
AUCCUCUGCCGUCUUCCAGAAUCUGUCCCUCAAACUGACAACAUGGCGAGUGUUCGUGCUGCGUCCCGUCUCCUCUCCAAGAGGGUCCUGUCUAAAACAACACCAGUCCCUGCAGCUGCUGUCCAGGGCUCUAGGAACUUUCAUUUCUCCAUCUAUGGCAAGAAGAAAAGUGCCAGUGUAUCAGAUAAUAUUUCAACUCAGUACCCUGUGGUGGAUCAUGAGUUUGAUGCAGUGGUGGUUGGAGCAGGAGGAGCCGGACUUAGGGCAGCAUUUGGCCUGUCAGAGGCUGGAUUCAACACUGCUUGCAUCACCAAGCUCUUCCCCACCAGAUCUCACACUGUUGCUGCACAGGGUGGGAUCAAUGCAGCUCUGGGUAACAUGGAAGGUGAUGACUGGAGGUGGCAUUUCUACGACACAGUGAAGGGAUCUGAUUGGCUUGGAGACCAGGAUGCUAUCCACUACAUGACUGAGCAGGCUCCUGCAGCCGUUGUAGAGUUGGAGAAUUUUGGCAUGCCAUUCAGCCGCACUGAAGAUGGCAAGAUCUACCAGAGGGCCUUUGGAGGGCAGAGUCUCAAGUAUGGGAAAGGGGGCCAGGCUCAUCGCUGCUGUUGUGUAGCAGACAGGACUGGACACUCACUGCUGCAUACACUUUAUGGAAGGUCACUACGUUAUGACACCAGUUACUUUGUGGAGUACUUUGCCCUGGACUUGCUGAUGGAGGAUGGAGAAUGUAAAGGAGUGAUUGCUCUCUGUAUGGAGGACGGAUCUAUUCACCGUUUCCGAGCCAAGAACACUGUCAUCGCAACCGGGGGUUAUGGAAGAACCUAUUUCAGCUGCACAUCUGCCCACACCAGUACAGGAGAUGGAAAUGCAAUGGUGACCAGAGCUGGCCUGCCCUGCCAGGAUUUGGAGUUUGUACAGUUCCAUCCCACUGGUAUCUAUGGAGCCGGGUGUCUGAUCACAGAGGGUUGCCGUGGUGAGGGAGGUAUCCUCAUUAACAGCGAGGGAGAACGUUUCAUGGAGCGCUACGCACCAAACGCCAAAGAUCUGGCCUCCAGAGACGUGGUGUCCCGCUCCAUGACCAUUGAGAUCAGAGAGGGCAGAGGUGUAGGUCCAGAGAAGGACCACGUGUACCUGCAGCUCCACCACCUGCCUCCCCAGCAGCUCGCAGCAAGACUGCCUGGUAUCUCUGAGACAGCCAUGAUCUUUGCUGGAGUGGACGUCACUAAAGAGCCCAUCCCCGUCCUGCCCACUGUCCAUUACAACAUGGGAGGAGUACCCACAAACUACAAGGGACAGGUGAUCACUCAUACCAAAGGAGAGGACAAGGUGGUUCCCGGACUCUACGCCUGUGGUGAGGCAGCGUGUGCUAGUGUUCACGGUGCUAACAGGCUGGGUGCUAACUCUCUGCUCGACCUGGUGGUGUUCGGCAGAGCCUGCGCCCUGACCAUCGCAGAGGAGAACAAACCUGGAGAGACUCUGUCCCCUCUGAAGCCCAGUGCAGGAGAGGAGUCUGUGGCCAACCUGGACAAGCUGAGGUUUGCUAACGGAAGCAUGAGAACCUCUGAGAUCAGGCUCAACAUGCAGAAGACCAUGCAGGCUCAUGCUGCUGUGUUCCGUACCGGCUCCGUUCUGAAGGAGGGAUGUGACAAGAUGGACGCUAUUUACCAGACCAUGGAAGAGCUUAAGACCUUUGACAGAGGCAUUGUGUGGAACACAGACCUGGUGGAAACACUGGAGCUGCAGAAUCUGAUGCUGAAUGCCGUCCAGACCAUCCACUCUGCUGAGCAGAGGAAGGAGAGCAGAGGAGCCCACGCCAGAGAGGACUUCAAGGAUCGUGUGGAUGAGUACGACUACUCAAAGCCCCUGCAGGGUCAGGAGGCCAAGCCCUACGAUGAGCACUGGAGGAAGCACACCAUGUCCUAUGUUGACCCCAAGACUGGAAAGGUGACCCUGGAGUACCGCCCUGUCAUCGACCACUCCCUUGACGAGCAGGACUGUGCCCACGUCCCUCCUGCCAUCCGGUCCUAUUAAGAAGAUCUCCUCUGCUCCACCUUUCCUCCUUCCCCCCCCUCUCCUCGCACAUCCAGUUUCAUAUUUUUUUCACUAUUUAUGGAGCCUCUCUUCCUGUUUUAGAGAUUACAUUUUGGGACAAAUUAUGCUUAUGGCUGCACGUCUGUAUCCAUUUAGAAUAGUGAAAUACAAAACUGUCUUGUCUUUACCCAUCUGUUCCUCUCUUUCAUGUGUGCUUUGCCUUUUUUUCAAACUGUAGCAGAUGCAUUUCAACACGGUUCUUGAUUUUUUUAUAUAUAUCAUAAUGCAUACAAGACAAGUGAGAAACUGUCAGCUUGGAGCAAAAGGACAAUAAACUAGAGCGGUUGACGUGUACCACCACACUUGAUGUCACAUGAUGACAACAAUAGUCUCAUAUUCUUGUCUUGCAAAGCAUUCUAAGCUUCUUUAAUGACUGCUUCUUUGCUCAAGCUCUAUGAAGAGAAGAGGUCGAGGAAGAGUUGGAAACCUGAAACACACAUGUUGUCAUUGACACAGUGGGAAGUUAUAAGUAUGUAAAUAUUGCAGAAAUGUUAAAUAAACAUAACUAGUUAUACUGUAUGUACUUGA